AUGAGUGAGGCAUUUUGGGAAUUGAUAAAUUCUUCACGAUGGCCAAAGGAACAACCUGUUAACAUCAGCACAAGGGAUUUCCUUCUUCAGCACCUGGUGCACCAUGAGUUGCUCACAUCAAAGAAAAAUGAAUUAAAUGACUUGAGAGGAUUAAAGUCAUUGGGUUUCCUUGAUCUGAUUUCUAAGAAUAAAGAAAUGUUCAAAGUCUUGUUCCGUGCAACUGAGGGUAAACUGUUGAAUUUAGAUGCCUUCAAAGAUAUGAUGCUCAACAUCCUACCAUCCAAUUUCACCGAGGAGCAGUCACACAAGUGGUUUUUCCGACUACCUUGA
Molecule: messenger RNA, 330 nt
Organism: Paramuricea clavata
Lineage: Eukaryota; Metazoa; Cnidaria; Anthozoa; Malacalcyonacea; Plexauridae
Source: the annotation of a GenBank genome assembly